Molecule: messenger RNA, 908 nt
Organism: Oppiella nova
Lineage: Eukaryota; Metazoa; Arthropoda; Arachnida; Sarcoptiformes; Oppiidae
Source: the annotation of a GenBank genome assembly
AUCGGCAGUUAAUAUAACCGUUCGGGAAGUCAUGUCUCAUACGGCGGGUCUUCGGAUGAGUGUAUUUCCCGACGAUUUUGACAAAUAUUUGAUAAGACGUGCGGAUAAUGUGAGCCAAACCAUCAAACCAUUCAAAGAUAUAGACUUAUUGUCCAAACCGGGCACUGCUUUUAAUUACUCCAACUAUGGCUACCAAAUGGUUGGCGCUUUCAUUGAGUCCAUACUUAAUAACACAUAUGAGAAUGAAAUGAAGAAAAUGUUUACACAAUUAAACAUGAAUUCAACAUUUGCUGAGAGACGUGAAGCCAUUUACAAACACAGACCACAAUACUAUCAAUUAUCAAACCUAAUAUCCGGGACAUUACAAAAGUGUCAUAUAAUCGAUGAAUUGGUUUCAUACGAGGGCUGGUGGCCCGCAGGGGGUAUCAUAUCCACCGCUGAAGAUAUGAUAAAAUUCGGGAACGUUAUGAUAGCCGCAUAUAAAGGAAUCCUACCAUUAGAUUUUAUAUCUCAACAAACAGUGAAAGAGUUGUGGAGACCGGAGACUAUUGGCAUUCAAUUGCCCAAAGAAAUGGGUGAUAAUGACUACGGCAAAGCCUGGUUCAUACAAAGAAAUCCGAGUCCAUUUAAGGAAGUCAUAUGGCAUCCGGGUGGCAUUACCGGCACCACUACCAUGCUCAGUCUAUUCCCUGGUGAAAAUAUGGUUGGCGUUGCAUUUGUUAACAGAGGCGCAGUGGAAGGCGAAAAGCUUGUGCUGGAUGUCGCCAAAAUGUUUAAGCAAUUCACAUAAUUUCAAUUAAAUACUUUAUUUCAAAUAUAUUUGUUUAAUUUUGAAUAAUAAUCUUAUAAAACUUUAUUUAUAAUUUAUAACAGUUGGCCUAUAAUUAUUGUUUAAAUGAAUUUGACUU